Cricetulus griseus (Chinese hamster) is the source of this 684-nucleotide messenger RNA. NCBI's taxonomy places the organism in Eukaryota, Metazoa, Chordata, Mammalia, Rodentia, Cricetidae. The record is from RefSeq and is a predicted model, not a curated record.
AUGGGUAGACGUCUCCUACCUGCAAAGCCAGCCACAACGGCUGGCAGGUCUCUCCCUGGGUGUGGCGAGAAGGACCUAGAAGGAGGUGGCAAGGGAGGCAGCCUCGUCACUCAACGGAUGCUGAGGCCAAGGCGCAGUUGCCAGGCAGAGGGACCGGCCAAGACUGAGUAGCGGGCCAUGGACUCCCGCGACGUGAAAGAAAAGGAGGAAAAUGGGGGAAAAGAGGAGGAGGGAGAGGAGGAGGAGGAAGAAGAAGAAGAAAUCUCUGCCUCCACACUGCGGAGCAAACCCCGACCUCUGCCCAUCUCAGCUAUGCCAGCUUUCAGCUACAUCCCGCCGCGGCGCCAGGGCCCCAAGGAGCUCAGCUACUUCAACCGCGAGUGCCAAACAGGGGUCAUCUCCCUCUAUGACUGUGUUUUUAAGAGGAGACUAGAUUAUAACCAGGAAUUACAUCGAGAUGACAGAGAGCACGCCAAAAACCUGGGGCUUCAUAUUAAUGAGGAGGAACAGGAAAGGACUGUGCCAGUACUGAUGUCCUCUUUCUAUGGGAAGCGCAUCAAUCAGCCCGUCGAGACCCUGAACAGAGGCCAGGGCCGUGUGAACCACGUGAAGACCGACUUCUACCGGAAGAACGACAUCCCCAGCAUCAAGGUGCCUGGCUUUGGGCACAUCUCUCCAGCCUGA